AUGGCUGCGACGACAAGCAACGCCUUUACGACGACAAAAGCUCGUCAAGUAAUUGGACCACUGACGACCGUCUUCAACGCGCCGCAAGACUGCCAUGAGUGCACCCUCGAAAGUCAAGGAGAUCAUGGAGGGCCUUCGUGGUUCGAGGGUUGCAACAUCUUCAACACCGAGACGUUCUGUGGGGAGCCUCCGCUUUGCUUCCCUCGCGUCACGAGCUACAGCGACAUCGAGGGCGGCUACUUUUUCUACUCGCCCGGGUUGGCCUGCCCCGACAAGUGGCAGACCGUUGCGACGGUGAAAGCGGAGGAUGCGAGCUUGGGGAGUCUCGUCAGCGGUAUCCGCGUUGACACGUUGAUGAAGGGAGAGACUGCUGCGGUGUGCUGUCCCAAGAGUUUCACAUAUGUACCCGACAACACGACCACGGCAAGCUGCAUCCGCCAUGUCACCACGAACCCCUUCUUCUACUCCAGCUGCGGCCAGGGAAACACACAGACGUUUAUCCAGCAGACGAGGAUCGGAUCGCCGACCGUGGUGUCAACCUUGAGCGCCUCCGGCAGCACGACGUGGAUGAUAACAAACACCAUGGUCUUUGCAGGUGUGGAAAUGAGCGCGCCCACGAUCCAGCUCAACUUUCGCUCCCAGGAUUUGAGCCUCAGCUCUACUAGCAGCCAGACCUCCAGUGCUGCCGAUCCAAACUCCUCCUCAACGGACCAGAGCUCAUCCGGCGAUUCUCAAAAGUCGUCUACCUUGAGUGGCGGCGCCAUCGCCGGCAUCGUCGUCGGCAUCGUGGGUGCGCUGGCGAUUGGCUUGGCCAUAUUCCUCCUGAUGAGGCGGCGGAAGAAGCGCCAAACUCUGAGCAACCAAGACCCUGAUCCCGCGCAAGGCAAGGAUAAUGCCUACCACAAGCCGGAGCUGAGCGGCGUGCCAGCGACGACUGAGCCUGUGCGAUAUGGCGAGUUGCCGGCGAGCGAAGAGCCACGCUUUGAGCUCGAUGCUCACGAGAGGCCAGUGGAGGCUCCUGUGCAUGAGCUGCCGCUGGAAGCUGACGCAGGCGUCACUAAUAAAUAA
This is a messenger RNA of Purpureocillium lilacinum, 1068 nucleotides long. RefSeq lists its product as uncharacterized. The record is from RefSeq and is a predicted model, not a curated record. NCBI's taxonomy places the organism in Eukaryota, Fungi, Ascomycota, Sordariomycetes, Hypocreales, Ophiocordycipitaceae.